AUGACAUUGUUCAAUACUCGUCAAAACUGUAUAUUCCAAAAUAAUCAAGUCUUAAAAUAUUUAAAUGUAAGAGGUAGUGACAAUACUUUUUCACCAAGCCUUGAUACUUUUCCAAAUAUUGAUCUAAUUGAUUCUCAAGUUGCAACAAGCUAUCCGUUUACUACGUUCCCAACAAGUCUAACAAGUAUGCGUAGUUAUAAUUCGACAUUUCCCAAUAUUCCAAAUAUUCCAAUCACACCAAAUCUAAAAUCAUUAACAUUUAAUGCAGUUACUACACUUAGCGCAAUCACCAACUAUACAAACAUUUUAAAAAAUUCAAAUGGUACACUUGAUUUAUCGGUUUUGUUUAGCAGCAGUUUUGUAGGGCCUCUCAUAGACGAAACUUCUCUUUGUUCGCUCGGUAAAUUGACUCUCCAGACUCAAAAUGGAAUCACAUCGAUCCCAGAUUGUUUUUGGUGCUAUGAUUCACCUGCCAGGUAUUCUGGUCCACUCACCAAACCAGUUGGAUUCGUGUGUAACUACACUGUCGACAGUCCCCUGGUACUGUUGUUUGGAAAGGGUAUAUUGACCGGUAAAAACUUGGGAUGGACAUUUGCCAACGUCAACAAUACCAAUAUCAAAGUAUUGACGCCAAAUAGUAAAAUAGAGGUCACCUAUGGCUCUCCAAUAACCGGUCCUCCACAACCAUUCGCCAUCUCACUCAAUCAAACCUACAACUAUAUCUUGGAUACCACCAUCAUGUAG
Cavenderia fasciculata is the source of this 744-nucleotide messenger RNA. RefSeq lists its product as uncharacterized. The transcript has 4 exons. Lineage: Eukaryota; Evosea; Eumycetozoa; Acytosteliales; Cavenderiaceae. The record is from RefSeq and is a predicted model, not a curated record. The coding region runs from base 1 to 744 and encodes 247 amino acids.